AUGAUAUCGACCACCCUCAUGACUUUCCUGCUGAUCACCAACCCCGAAAUCCGAUCAGUCAAGCUGCUCGGAUCAUGGGACAAUUUCUCGAAGCCUUAUGCCAUGGAAAGGGACAAGCGGAUUGGGCCUGGACAUUGGAAAGGAUGCCAUACCUUUACGGAUAUCAUGGGCGAUGGGCCCGGUGACACCCCCCAGUGGCGUACGGGAGGCCUGAAGAUGGGUGCGACUUACUGGUACUACUACUUGCUGGAUGACGACGUGGAACACUUCAAUGAAGUAGAGCCCGUCACAACCCAAUGUCCCCUGCUCCCAGGACAACCACUCAAUAUACUCAAUGUGCCCAUCAUGAUGCCCGACAGUCGCUCUCAUGGAAGGUCAAGCAGUAACAGCUCGCAAAAGUCCGAUUUUCGAACUAUGAACCCGAAAGACAAAUUUAUGAAUCCGCGGAAGCCACCGAAGCCUUCGCCAACGCGUCUGCAGACCUCCGCGGCGAACCGCCAGCCCUUUAUGGACCCCAAUAGUGUCUCGCCCGGUGGCUCAAUUCAUCGUAGUGCUUCGCAGCCCAUGAGUGCCAAGUACGGAAAGCACACGAAGAACGCACGCUCUGUCUCCCCCGCAUUCCCUGAGAUUCGCCAUGCGUUCCGAUCUCCCAAUCGGUCUCCCAAUCCAAUGGAGAUGGAAAGCCAUAAACAGGCCUUGUCAAGAUCGAAGACACACGCUGGAACUCCACGGAAAGAGCGGUUCUUCGAAGACCGCCGUGAAAUUCCUGGCAUUAAAGUCAAUGCCGGCCCUGUAUCGCCCGCAACUAUCAAAGAGAUUCCUGGUCCCUCGACUAUUCAAAGUCGCCGGGCGAUGAAAAGUGCUGGCAGCUCAGGACAUGGCAAGGAUCUUCUUACAGUGGAUACUCGAACGCAUCGUCGCCAGAACAGUGCUUCCAAGGGACACAUCGAAACGCAAGCUACCAGGGACGCUAUGUCCAGCGGAACGAACUCGAGUGAUACACCGACGCCAACAGGCCCAGACCCCCAAGAAAAACGACUUCCUUCGCUUCCCAAUACGCCAUCAUCCGUCAUGGAUGAGGCGGUUCGUGCUAUUGACGAAAGGGAUAAGGAGAUGGACGCACAGGCCCUGCGCAGCCACUUCUCAAGUAUUACGACGGUGGCCGACGAGUCGACCCAUUCUCGCGUCCCAGAGCAAAGCCGUUUCUCGGAGUGGAGUACCGAUACCGAGACAGAAGGCGAAGACAACUCACCCGAGUCGAUGAUCUCUACAUUGACGUUCAAUGGACCGAACGAGUCCUCAGCCUUGGAGGAAUGGAAGACACCAGACCUGGCGCAACACGACACCGCCUAUAACACCGACCCAAACACACCGCACCUCACUGUGCAUUCUAAGCCAUCAUCCCCAAACUCCGCGUCUGGCGAUGUUCCAGCGUGGAACCUGAAUUCCCUCCCCCAACUCACCAUCUCAAUUUCCUCAUCUCACGGCUCGGGCCUUGGAAUCGAGCCAAUGGAAAUGGAAGAGGUAGAAAGCAACCCAAAGCGCCACGCCGCCCUAUUCAGCGCCAUCGAGUCCAUGCAGGCACUCUCCCUAUCACGCAGCCCAGACGGGUCACCAAUCAUCCUUCCAGAGAUGCAAGGACCGGAGGGCGAACAUGAUGAUACGGAUAAGCAGAGGAAGAACGUGCGCUCGCAGCAUAGUAAUGCAUCGCUUCGUGACAACUCGACCAUGCGGGAGAUGUUGGAUGAAGUCAGUUACCUGAAAAACAUGAUCCAGGCUGAGAUGGACGGAGAACCAUUUUAA
Messenger RNA from Penicillium atrosanguineum, 1803 nucleotides. RefSeq lists its product as uncharacterized. The record is from RefSeq and is a predicted model, not a curated record. The transcript is spliced from 3 exons. NCBI's taxonomy places the organism in Eukaryota, Fungi, Ascomycota, Eurotiomycetes, Eurotiales, Aspergillaceae. Bases 1 to 1803 code for a protein of 600 amino acids.